Messenger RNA from Aspergillus calidoustus, 1379 nucleotides. NCBI's taxonomy places the organism in Eukaryota, Fungi, Ascomycota, Eurotiomycetes, Eurotiales, Aspergillaceae. The record is from the annotation of a GenBank genome assembly.
AAAAGUCCCCACGGCCAAGCGAAUCUCUCCAGGAACAUUGUCGGGCAAGACCCAUUCGAAUUCUUGGCUUUCUUAUAUAAGGCCCUCCGUCCUCGCUUAAUUAGAUUCUAUGGAGGAUGUUCUCCAUAGCCACCGGGAUUGGUCGCGAGUAAUAUUCAUCCUGUUACGUCAACAAGUCUAUCUAACGUAAUUCAUUAAUCCGCCCACCGCUGGUAAUCAAACAGUGAGCUACUUUUCAACGGGUGAAACUGGCCUUGACGUCAGUAUACCAGCAUACAGUAUCUGGCUCGCCAAUAUUGCGUUUUCAAAACAAAUCAUCUCAGCAUGGAUCGCGCACAAGUUCGAACAUUUUAUCGCUGCUAUUCUAAUGCAAGUGCUGGUCAACUAAGAUCUGGAAGGUAUCAUUAUGGUCAUCCAGCACUAUCUAAAGCGGACCUCCUUCACGAAUUCGAAAACCAUCGAAUGCGAGAAAAUAGAGAACCUACUGCAUUGGUUUCUGUCACUAGUCGUCCUCUUGAGGCUAUGAACCGCGCUCUAGCGAAAUAUUACCACUUCGAAGAAUCCCCACAAACGAUUUGGAUCAUCAUUGUUCGGGUGCCAGUUGGGGAGAAUGACAACAGCCCCCAUCAUGCUCAGGAACUCGCACUGCAGAGACAGCAUAGAGAUGCUGACGCCUUCAAAUAUGAGUUUCUGUUUGAAUGGGAAAUUCCUCGUCGUUAUGUGGAGCAUCGCAUUUCGGUCAAAACAUUAGUCGGUCGAGGAAUCGGAGGGUUGUUAGGCUCGCAGUAUUGCGCUAUGGGCUUUCCAAACUUCAGAGAUAUGCAAAAUAUCUUACUCAAGGAUAUCCUCGAGUCUGAUACUUACGGCUCUGGGCGUUGGCUAGGGAGUUUAGCCCACGCUUUUGGAGCCAGAACUUGCACCUAUGAGCUCGCAUCUCAGCUUCUACAAAAUUGCCUAAGUGGCGGUCGUGUCGAUGAAAGUGACCAGAUUGUCCAUUUCUGCAGGUCGAGAUUCUCUGGGUCUCUUGAAUUUAGUGAUAUAUGCGACAUCGAACUGGGAAUUCGCGAUCAACUUGAAUCUUGCUUUGGUAUUUAGUACUUCACAUGUAACUAAGGGAUAAGAUGAAUGCCGGAUGGGACCUUAUGGCGUUGACCAAACGAACGAUCACAAAGGCUCGCAUCUCGUCAUGGCAAUGUAAAUUGAAUAGAGCUUCACAAUCGGAAAAGUCAAUGAUGCUGGUUCAUUGAACUCACAUCCGAAAAUUUGAUCGUUGGCCAUCUGAAGUUCAAGACAGCAAGUCCGUUUCACAGCAUUCCAUGAAGUGGGGUGGAUGUACAUACGUGGCACUGAUGCGCUGAAGUGGUGUUUUAGACUGUGGA